AUGAACCGACCAGGAGUGGCCCCUCAAUCGCUGCGUGGUAUACCAGCAGGCUUUGGUGGCCAACAGCAGCAGCAGCAGCAGCAGCAGCAGCAGCAGCAACAACAACAACAACAACCUGGGAGGACGGUGUCAAACAGAUUACCAAAUGGCAAGAUAGGCAGUAAUGGAUCUGGCUGGGCCUUUGGAGGAGGAGUGCCCAUGGGAGGUGCUGGUCUGCAAAAUCAAGGCCGUCAACUUGGAGGAAACGUGAGCUUUGCACAGAGCUUAAGCGGGUCGCAACCGGCAACACCGCUGGACCUUUCCGAAUUUCCGUCUCUCUCCAACAACGCCCAUAUGAACACGAGCGGUCAAUCGAACAUGUGGUCAUCAACAGCAUCGCGGAACCUGGGCGGCGGUGGCGGCCCUGUACCGCGCAACCAGCAGUCGACGCCACUCUCGGCACAGAGCACGCAGGAUGAGUUGUUUCCCCCUACGUCGGCUCGCCAAGGCGCCUUCCGCUUCGGUGGCCAGAACAGUGGAGGCCCAGCCCCUCAGGCGCAAUCCAACCCGGUAGAUGACUUCCCGCCUCUGAACAGGAAUGCGAACGGUGAGAUUGGUGGCGAGCGUGGCGCCAACUUGAUGCCUUCUUUGGGCUUUGGCAACCAAGCGAGCCCCUCCCCCGCAGCGAUACCUCCUCCCCGAAGUGCAGGCGCAGGUAAUGGUCUGCUUAACGCGCUUUCUGCGAAUAGUAGACCAGAUGGCCGCUCCCCGUCAAUUGUCAGCGUACAGGACCUACCAAGAACACAAGACGGAUCUACCGAGAAGAGCAGUCUUCUCCGCGAAGAAACACCCGGUGACAGCUCAGCUCAAGCCGCCGAGAGCCGAAACCCCCUAGGAGCUAUCGGUAAUGACUCGGUCACCGGCAAGGCCAAGGAUGAGAACGAUGCCCAGUCCCCCGAGGUCCAGGAUCCGCUGGCAGGAAUGGCGCCCAUCGACAAGUUCGGCAUGAAGGGCCUGCGUGUUCUCAUGAACAACUACCCCAGCUACGGAGCGCUCAUGCAGGGGAUGGAUCCCAACGAGUUUGGUCUGAACGUCAACUCGUCAGAUCUCAUCUCGACGCAGAUUUACUCCCUCUUCGACGACACGCCGCCCCGUCCUGCGAUCCCCAGCGUUCGUCUGCCAGAGUGCUACAAAGUGACCAACGUCCAGCCCAUCGACACAAAGAUCCCGUCGUUCAACGAGGAGACUCUCUUUUGGAUCUUUUACAGUUGCACGCAGGAUAUCAAGCAGCACUUGGCUGCCGUCGAGCUACACAACAGAAACUGGCGGUGGCACAAGAAGUUGCACGUCUGGCUGACAAAGGAUGAGCUUAUGAUGCCCACCAACAUUGCCCCUCACCUCGAGCGUGGCUACUACAUCGUCUGGGACACCACCAAUUGGCGGAAAGAGCGGAGAGAGCUCACGCUCCACUACGGUGAUCUCGCGGCGAAUCUGGUACAACCGACCGCAUAG
Molecule: messenger RNA, 1491 nt
Organism: Colletotrichum destructivum
Lineage: Eukaryota; Fungi; Ascomycota; Sordariomycetes; Glomerellales; Glomerellaceae
Product: Putative CCR4-NOT complex subunit 2/3/5 domain superfamily protein
Exons: 8
Coding region: 1-1491 (496 amino acids)
Biological process (GO): nuclear-transcribed mRNA poly(A) tail shortening; regulation of DNA-templated transcription
Cellular component (GO): P-body; CCR4-NOT core complex
Source: RefSeq, a predicted model, not a curated record